AUCAGUGUCUAGUUUGGCAACACGGAUACGCAUGGAGCCUCCAUCAACCCCUGUCUCUUUUACGCACCGAGUCCGAUAAUGCGCGCAGGUACGGGGGCCCAUAUCGCCACAUUUCGAGCCGCCACACUGAGCAAUCCAUCUCCUCUCAUGGACUAAUAUGAACGAAGUGGAUGCAGAGGUCUGACACAGGCAAGACAGGAGGCAUAUUUCUUGUGCAUCGUUCUUGUUUCCCCCACCACCGAGCGCCAGCAUGGAUGUCUUAGCGAACCACAGCAUCUUUCAGGAACUUCAGCUCGUCCACGACACCGGCUACUUCUCCGCCAUGCCUUCGCUGGAGGAAAACUGGCAGCAGACCUGCCUCGAAUUGGAGCGCUACCUGCAGACGGAGCCCAAGCGUCUGUCAGAGCUCUUCGACCAGGACCUGGAUGGCCUCCUGACGCCGGCCUACCUGAAGGAGGACGGCGAGGAGGAGCUGACGGACGCCCUGCUCCCCAGCCCGCCCAUCCUCCCGGAGCCCUUGAGCCCGCCUCCGGUCAUCCUCUGCCCAACGCGGAAGAAUUUCCCCUCCACCGGUGCAAUGAAAAGAGACCUCAAACUUAAGGCCCAGGGGCUGGAGACCGUAGAAGGGAUGGAAGGGGUCCACCAGGCCCAGCUGAGCGCCGUCACCUCCCUGACGCCGCCGUCGUCGCCAGAGCUGGGCCGCCACCUCGUCAAAUCCAACCAGACACUGACGGCGUCGGCGGACGGGACGCUUACCCUGAAGCUGGUGGCCAGGAAGGUGGGGCUCGGCGCGGCGCGGCUGGUGGCGGCGCACGCGCUCCCCGCGCGGAUGAAGGACGAAGAGGAGGGGGCGCCGUGCGUUAUCGGCGUUGGGGAGCUACCGGAGAACAAGAAGAGGAUCCACCGUUGUCAGUUCAACGGCUGCAGGAAGGUGUACACCAAGAGCUCCCAUCUGAAGGCCCAUCAGAGGACGCAUACAGGUGAGAAGCCGUACAAGUGCUCGUGGGAGGGCUGCGAGUGGCGAUUCGCCCGGAGCGACGAGCUGACGAGGCACUACCGCAAACACACCGGCGCCAAGCCUUUCAAGUGCAACCACUGUGACAGGUGUUUCUCGCGGUCGGAUCACUUGGCGCUACACAUGAAGAGGCACAUCUGAGAGAGGUCAGCGGGGGAGAAGGGGAUGGAGGCGGAGUGGAGGAACGAGAGGGAGAGAAACAACCGUCUGCAGAGAAACAACGCCAUGGAUGUGAGAGAGAGAGAGAAAGAGAGAGAGAGAGAGAGAGACGGCGGGAUGGACUCAAAGGAACACCAGGUUUGGUCAUUCUGGCCCGGAGGAGGAGGAGGGCGGGGGGGGGAGGCGCCACACAGGGACGCUGACUACAGACGGAGACGCUGUCAAUCUGUGCUCGACCAGUUGGUCCGUGACUCCACAGCGACUCGGGGUCACCCGCGUGCCCCGUAGUUGGCGGCUCCCUGUCGUGGUCGCCCCCCCCCCCCCCGGAUCGAAAAAAAACCCGCUUCCAAAUACGCCGGCCGUGUUCAAAGACCGGUCGUACAGUCCUUUCCCAACGGGAAGCUAAGCGGCGUCAUCUCACAGGGUUAAAGCAGACUUUCUCUCCCUCGAACCUGCCACGGCCUUUUUUCUUUUUUUACAAAUCGUCAAAGGGGUUUUAUCAUUUUAUCCACGGGACGGAUAAUAAUUUGUCAACUUUUCCUCCGACAUUUGUCGCGUCUGCCAACCGGAUCCAUUUGUAAAUCCUCCUGGUCCGAUGGCAUCGGGGGCACUCGUUAGAUUGGAAUUUCUCAAAGACUCGAGGACGGGGGGGGGGGAGUGUGUUGCACUGAUGUGCUGUGAAGACAGAUUGGGGUCAUCCUGAGGACUAGCUUGCUUUAUGAACAUCAUCCAUUGAGGGUUUCCACAGGAAGAGGCUAACUAAUCUACUCUGGGAAUGGCCGUUCAUCCCCGAGAAUGUCAUCUGACACCGAGCGUCUCAAGAGAUGCCGGAUGGCUCCUCCUCUCCGGCAUCUCGCCUCCUACGAGUUGUUGCUAGGAAAUGUUGCGCAAUUGACUCUUUGCAAAGUUUUUUUGUAAAAAAAAAAAAUAAAAAAAAAUAAAUAAAAGCGCCCCCCACCUGUCUCGGGACCGGGAGACCAUUCGGGUGGCGUCCACGUGCCGCCGGAGGUCGCGGACAGCCACAUGCACAAGUCGAAAAAAGCAGCUCGGGCGGACGGCGACGGCACACCGAACGAAGGUCACGAUGUACGAUAAAGGCGAUAUUGUUUCUAAGAAAAGAUUCUCCUUUUUUUUGUUGUGACAGUUUGAAAAAAAAAGACCAUUUCGAAGAACACAUUGGAAAUGUGGAUGCAGCCCCAAAAAAAACAAGUGUCUCCAGUUGAUGCCUGAAAUGAUCUCUUUGGCCUUUGAGAGUGAUUGGCACCCAACUAGCCACCGGGGCUGAGAAGGUUGUUUUUUUUUAUUUGUCCUGCUCGCACCACCCACUCAGAACUCUUCCACCUUAGCAGCUCUCAGACUUCAUUUCAGAAGAAGAAGGAAAAAGCAGCGUCCGGCUCUCCUAAUCGGACCCUAUGCAUGUCCAAGAGCAUCCUGCUGACUUCCUGACCACACGUGUGUGUGUGUGUGUCUGAAUGCAGAUUGAUGGACACGGAAGGACACUAAUUCAAUCAAUUGUGUCAAAUCAAUGUGAAUGUAUCUGUUUUGUUAGUCUGUACAUGAAAAGACCAUUCGUGUCCAUGCGGUAGAUUCCUCUCUUUAUUUAUUUUUUAUUCACAGCAGAUAUGAAUGGCUCGACUUGGAAAUAACUCGCUAGUCACUGGUCGCGGCGGAGGUCAUCGAGUGCAGUUUUUUCUUUUGGCUGAAACGGGUACUCCGGAGGAACGGCGUGCUCCGUCAGCAAAUGAUAACUGCCCCCGUCAGCUCGUGAAACUGCAGCGCAGUGAAACGCCCCCACGCGGGGACGCAUCACACGCGCUCCCUAGAAAACAGGAAUUAACAUUUGUCCUUGGGCGGGUCCGAGCGUCUCGUUUUUUUGUUCUUUGGGGGACGAUCGUCGACUCGAGAGCACGUAAAAAACAAAAAAAAAGGAAAAAAAAGGAGAUCGUCGGGAGAGUCUCGCGGACGUGUUUAUUCUUUUAUUUCUCGUGAUGCUCGCAGCGAAGGCACACAGCAGUCUGCCCCUUUUUUCUUUCUUUCUUUUUAGGCGAGCGAGGCAGCAAAUUGAUUUCACUCUGUAUACCAGAGGCGCAUUUCAAUUUUGGGUGUGAAUGCAUUCCAGCUCAAUCAUAUCCAGACAUGAUCUGUCUGUGGCUCUGGAAGUAGCGGCUCCCGCUUCGCAUACAUAUUGAACUCUUUUCUGUCUAAACGUGCACAUAAGCCCUUCCCCCGGCUCGCUUUUGUUGUUGUUGUUGUUGUUAUUGAACAUCGAGGUGACAGACAGGAGGGGGAGGCGGGGCCACAAUGGAAAGCAACUGGUUUGACCUGCUGGUUUAUUAUUACUCAAACAUUCUCACCGGCCAUCCGGGUUGCAGCUACGACACACA
This is a messenger RNA of Cyclopterus lumpus (lumpfish), 3558 nucleotides long. RefSeq names its product Krueppel-like factor 7. Lineage: Eukaryota; Metazoa; Chordata; Actinopteri; Perciformes; Cyclopteridae. The record is from RefSeq and is a predicted model, not a curated record. Gene Ontology annotation, biological process: regulation of transcription by RNA polymerase II. The transcript is spliced from 4 exons. Gene Ontology annotation, molecular function: RNA polymerase II cis-regulatory region sequence-specific DNA binding; DNA-binding transcription factor activity, RNA polymerase II-specific. Bases 251 to 1156 code for a protein of 301 amino acids.